This is a messenger RNA of Exophiala aquamarina CBS 119918, 1743 nucleotides long. RefSeq lists its product as uncharacterized. The coding region runs from base 1 to 1743 and encodes 580 amino acids. NCBI's taxonomy places the organism in Eukaryota, Fungi, Ascomycota, Eurotiomycetes, Chaetothyriales, Herpotrichiellaceae. The transcript has a single exon. The record is from RefSeq and is a predicted model, not a curated record.
AUGGAAACACGAAGCAAGCCCGAGUGGCUUGAGAGCUAUGCCACCGACCGCCAUGACUGGAGGCAGACAAUGCAACAUGGUAGACUUAUGCACUACCGCCGCAUCGGGAUUGUUGAGGGAUUGUUCAAUACGGACGGAAUUGAUUAUGAAGGGCGAGCUGACUUGACUUUCGAUCUCCAUGUCGAGUUCAAAACGUCGGUCACGAAGAGGGCCUUGCGCGAAAGGAUCUUGCAAGCAUGGGCUGCCUUCAGACAGAAGCAUGUUCUUCUUUCGGCCCGAAUCGCCCAAGCCAAAGAAGUUCUGCCAUCGAUCAGUGGGCGCGGUGCAGAGGAGUGGUUCUAUGUGUUCCAACCCAGUGCGAGUCUCCGAGAGUUGCACUCCGAAGCUGAAAAGCACAUUGUCUUUAUGGAAGAUCACUAUCCCAACAGCGGUAACGAUGAGUUUUUCGUCCACACUUUAAACUGCUCACGUUGCGUUGAUCCUUUCUCAUCCUUGAGCAGGUUCUAUGUUAUGCCACUCGUCUCGAAAGGAGAAGGCUUGUAUGAUGCCCGGUUCGUGAUGACAGCAGGGCAUGAAAUUGUCGACGGUCUCACUUCCAUGCGAUGGAUGUCCUCUUUCAUCGACAUGUUGAAUCGGACGCCCGAGCAGUUGAGGUCGGAUGUAGAAAAGAGUUGCCUCGCCUCUGUGGUCCCUCGUUUACCUCCAGCACAAGAGUCUUUGUACCCGUCCAUGGGUAACAGUCCAGCAAGGGAAAGAUGGGCUUGGGCUAUAAGCCGGAUUCUCCGCCACACGAAGAAGUCGCCACCUGCAUCAUUCCAAAACCCUCUGCGACGAAGGAUCCCGCUGUCGAAAGCAGAGCCCUUGCCACCAAAAUUCUCGAGUGUUCUUGAUUAUUCUCGAGUGCCGCCUUUGAACACGUAUCCUGUACGACCGGUCCUUAGUGCAGCUUCGUCGCAAAGGCUUGCAAACCUAUGCCGAGAAGCGCGAAUCAGCAUAGGAAGCGGCUGUUUUGCCCUAGUGGCUCUGGUGAUGAUGCUCUUUGAGGAGAGGCGGUGUCCAGAUAUUCCAGCGCAUGAGCGCCUACCCUUUGUCGGAUCAUUUCCGGUAAACCCAAGACCACUGCUGGACGGAACCCCAACAACGGGAAAGGAGGACAAUUUAAUGUUAGCAUUUAGUGAAGGCAUCGCCCUCCCUUUCCUCACGAGGGACCUGGAUAUUGAAGGGAGAUUUCGAUUACUAGGCAAACAAGCACAUCGACAAUUGCGUCAAUAUCAGAAACGUCCCCGCGAUGCCCCUGCAAAGGCGAUGCUGGGGUCGAAAAGCCCCGAGCAACUGCUGCCCAUGUUAUAUCUAGCUACGAUGGAACGUCUCGAAAGUAAAAGCGAGCAGGGUCGGAAGCGAGGCUGGAACAUUCAAGGCGAGUAUCCUGCUAAGAUGGGAUCGACGCUUGCCACGUGCGGUGUCAGCUCUGUCGGGCCACGGGGUUCUAUCAUAGCAUCCGGCAAAUUCAACACCAGAGAGUUGAUAGAAGGCCACGAUAUCGCUGCUGACUUCCGUGAACUUCAUACGACGGUGAGAGCAAGAGACGGCGAAUUUCUCGUUGGUGCGGUCGGUGAUAACGGAAUCCUGAAGUUUGGAGUCAGUUACGACGGGUGCGCGAUUGACCCCAUCCUUGCCGAAGAGUGGAAGCAGGUCAUGGAGACCAUCCUGGAACCGAAACCGUCGUCAGGAUCCAAACUUUGA